GAUGAGCGUGGUGUAAGAUCCUAUAUAGAACAGAAUAGAAAUAUGCUAGUGCUCAGCAGAGGGCAGACAUACACAUGAGACUGCUCUCAGGCACAGAUCCCCUUCUGUACGCUCACACCUUCCUCUGUACUUGCCAUGGCUGGAGAAAUAAUUUAUGCAGAUUUAAACAUUCCUGGAGCCAGUUCCUCUUCAAGGCCACCAAAACGAUCUCAGCACCUCAGUUCCCCUCCAUGUCCCCGGUGGCAUCGCAUCGCUGUAGGGGUCGGAUGGGCUGGGAACAUCGUCCUGACAAUAGCUGUGAUAGCCCUGGGAAUUUGGGUUUCCCAGUUGCAUGUCUCUUGUGAAGGACAGACCAGAGGAAACCUGAACACAUCGGAGAAUAACAAUACCAGAUUCGUCAGUAACACUGAAUGCGGCUCCUGCCUGGAAGAUUUCCGUUCUCGCUUGAAAGCAAUACUGUGUGCACCCCACCACGGCAGCUUGGCAGAGGGCUCCGGAUGCAAACUCUGCCCCAUGGACUGGCUGCUGCACAGGGGAAAGUGCUACUGGCUUUCCAAAACCAGCCAAAAUUGGAGUGAGAGCCGUAGUGACUGUGAAAUGAAGAACUCUCAACUCCUAGUGAUCCAGAACCAGGAUGAAGAGAUGGUUUUCAUACAGAACAUUACAGAAGGUGAACACCUUGUCUGGCUUGGAGUCCGAGUCACAUUCCCAGAGGGGAAAUGGAUGUGGGUGGACGGAUCUCCAUUAAAUCAACCCCAACUCCCGGGUCCUGCCGAGAGCAACAGCUGUGGUGUGAUCAAAAAGAAUCAGAUCCGUUCUGAUAUCUGCAAUACCAAGUUCAAAUGGAUUUGCAGGAAGGAAGCUCUACUGAUAUAAACAGCAGAAUGCCUGUUCUACCUUUGUACAAUGAAAAUCAUAAAACCAUAGAACUGGAAGGGACCUCGAGAGGUCAUCUAGUCCAGUCUCCUGCACUCAUGGCAGGACUGAGUAUUA
Messenger RNA from Chrysemys picta bellii (western painted turtle), 993 nucleotides. NCBI's taxonomy places the organism in Eukaryota, Metazoa, Chordata, Testudines, Emydidae. The record is from RefSeq and is a predicted model, not a curated record.